AUGUUUAAAACUACGAGAUCUGCGGGGGCGCUGGUAUUGAGAGCCAAACCCGCCCACCACUCUCUCCUCCCCACCCGCCUUCUCCAAGCGGGCAUCUCGUCCAGCGCGCCAAAGACGGCAAAAACUCAGGUGCAGGCGCUGGAUACGGGUCGUUUGGAUAAUAGGGCAGAGGUGAAGUUGAGUGUUACGGGGAAGGAGAGGAGGGAGGUUUUGUUGCCGAGUCAGGAGGGGAAGAAGGGUGUUAUGCAGUAUGCUUUAACUACACUCGAUCAAAUUGCCAACUGGGCACGUCAAGGAUCCCUUUGGCCUAUGACCUUCGGUCUCGCUUGUUGCGCCGUCGAAAUGAUGCAUCUUUCCACCCCAAGAUACGAUCAAGAUCGUCUUGGUAUAAUUUUCCGUGCAUCACCUCGUCAAUCUGAUGUUAUGAUUGUAGCCGGUACUCUCACCAAUAAGAUGGCUCCUGCUCUUCGACAAGUUUAUGAUCAAAUGCCUGAUCCAAGAUGGGUUGUUAGUAUGGGAUCUUGUGCAAAUGGUGGUGGCUAUUAUCAUUAUAGCUAUAGUGUCACUAGAGGUUGUGAUCGAAUUGUUCCGGUCGAUAUUUAUGUGCCUGGUUGUCCGCCAACGAGUGAGGCACUUAUGUAUGGUAUCUUUCAAUUGCAGAAGAAGAUGAGACAUACAAAGAUUACGAGAAUGUGGUAUAGGAAGUAG
Sclerotinia sclerotiorum 1980 UF-70 is the source of this 708-nucleotide messenger RNA. Its product is annotated as NADH-ubiquinone oxidoreductase. Gene Ontology annotation, biological process: mitochondrial respiratory chain complex I assembly; electron transport coupled proton transport; aerobic respiration. Lineage: Eukaryota; Fungi; Ascomycota; Leotiomycetes; Helotiales; Sclerotiniaceae. The coding region runs from base 1 to 708 and encodes 235 amino acids. The transcript is spliced from 3 exons. Gene Ontology annotation, molecular function: quinone binding; NADH dehydrogenase (ubiquinone) activity; 4 iron, 4 sulfur cluster binding. The record is from RefSeq and is a predicted model, not a curated record.